AUGCCGCUCGCCCUUCCACCCACCACCUCAGUCUCAACCAAGGCCAAACACGUUACCGUGUUUAGUUCCGACCAGGUCGCAUCGAAGCCAAGCUCAGUAGUGGACUUAUCGAGCCUCCAGGAUGCAAGUCGCGUUCUGCACGAGCAACUUGUAAAGGAUUCUCAAAUUAUACCUGACCUCGGCGAAUUGCUGUUGGCUGGAGGAGCUUCCUCCGCAUCAUACAGUGUGUUCCCUGACGACUACCGGGUCCCUUUUCAAAAACGGAGACUCGUCGGUAUCCCGGAAGCUUUGUUCCAAUACUAUAACACCACCAAUGUCACCUCACACAUGGGACUUCUACCCGAAAUCGAGCGCGUUUGGAUAUCCAUAGACCACAAACUAUUUCUCUGGGACUACAUUGAGGGGCAAGACAUUAGUUCAUUCGUGGACCAGCCAGACGUCAUCACCAGCGUGGCCGUCGUCAAACCCACACCAGGUGUAUUCGUCGACGAAAUCACCUCAGUGAUGGUAAUAUGCACCCCCGUAUCUAUCCUUCUCGUCGGCCUCUCGGCAUCGUCUGUUGUAGGACCAAAUAACCGACGGCGUAAAGAGAUCAGGAUGUACGCCACAGACAUGUCCAUAUCGACUGAUGUAGAAAUGUCGUCUGUCGCUGGAUCCCAUGACGGCAGAAUAUUUAUGUGCGGCUCGCAGGAUGGCUGCCUGUACGAAUUGCACUAUCAACAGAGCGAGUCGUGGUUCGGGAAGAGAGUGCAGCUCAUCAACCACUCAGUGGGAGGGGUGCAAAGUUUAUUCCCUCGUUUUACUUCAUCUAAACAUGAAGACCGUAUCUUGUCAGUAGUAUUCGACGUGAACCGCAAGUGCCUAUAUACGCUCACGGCGAAAAAUUCAAUCUCUGUUUAUCAGCUAGGUGGCGAAAAGACUCUCCACCACAUACAAACCAUGUCCAAUCUUUACAAGGCUGCACAAGACAAAGCUCCUAGCUCCCCCGCACUUGCCCCAUCACACUUCCAAGUCGUUUCUCUGCAUGUAGUCAACCCCGACGAGUCCCGGACGGGCGUACAGCUCAUUGGUGUGACAAUGAAUGGUGUACGAUUGUACUUCUCCCCUGCCACCUACGGAUUUUCGCACGUUCCCAGUUCAAACCUUAGAGAGUCCCUCCGUCCCUUGCAGCUCACCCACGUUCGCCUCCCGCCCUCGAAUCUAUAUCAUCCUGACGAGCUGUCGCAUCCAUAUCGCCCCACUGCUUCUUCGUACAAUCCUGCCCGGGGAGUGCCUCCUCCACCUCCCUCCCGCCCAUUUGUUGUGUCGGGGAUCGAAAAUUCUUGUUAUGUGGAUGGCUUGAUGAUUUCGGCGCAGCCCGGGGAUGCUGAGGGGACUGACUUUUUACUGUGUACUGCCCCAGACCUGACAAGAAUAGGCGCUCUCGGGCAGGUACAGACCGCACAACAUCAGUAUCCUGCCGCCUCUCAGCCUUCCGUAUAUGGUGCAUCAUAUGCUUCAGGUGGGACUCAGCGCCCACCUCUGGUAGAGUAUGCAACGUUACUAGCCAUCCCUGGUCGGACAUGGGCGACGGCUAGUGUUCCAAGGUCGCCAUCUACGUCAUCUUUGUCUCCCUCUCCUUCUACUAUAAACGAACUUGCAUCGCAGUUUUCUGAGCCCUCGCGACAGUUUAUGAUCCUUACAAAUGUCGGGCUGACUUUCCUUGUUAAAAGGCGGUCACUGGACUACCUGAAAGCCGUUGUAGAGGAAGUCCUGUCUGAAGGCGCGGUACAGCCGAUCAUUGAGUUCAGAGACAGUUUCGGGAGAGAUCAGACGUGUGCUAUGCUUCUUGGCCUCGCUUCCGGAAAUACCUUCUUGGACAGUGGUGACCAAGCUACAGUGGGUACUCUAUAUACGCCCAGUCCUGAUGUCGCGAAUAUCGCCAAGCAAGCCUUCUAUGAUUUUGGGGAGCGGCCGAUAUGGACGGAGAGAGUGACGUACGGUACGAGCGAAGCUUCGGGAAGUGCUAUCUUCAGUGGUCGCAGAGAAGGGUUUGCGAUCUACUUCGCUCGUCUAGUCAGGCCCAUCUGGAAGGAUAAGAUCACUAAAUCUGGGUCUUUAGGGUUACAUGAACUAAACGUUCAGGACAACCUGCUGGCAACAAUUCAAAAGAAUCUGUAUGCGCUGAGGGAGUUUUUGGAAAAGAACCCCCAUCUUUUCCACUCCACGCCCGGCGAUCCUGCAGCGUCGCGCAGCCCAGCGGGGCAUGAGCAAGAAGCAUGGAAGGCAGAGCAAAGUUCGGUAGCUCAAUUGCUAUCACUCCUAACGAGAACGAUCGAGGCGAUCUCAUUCGUGUUGCUACUGAACGAUUAUCGAUUAGGCGAACUCAUAACGAGAUGCGACUCCGAUACCCAGAAGCUCAUCACCUCUAUGACUUACGAAGACCUGAUAACCACCCAGAACGGAUUGAAUGUAUCCCGAGCACUUGUCAACGUAGUUAUUGAUCAACAAAUUGGUCAGCAAAUUAGUGUUGAUACUAUCAGUGAAGUUCUGCAACAGAGGUGUGGUUCCUUCUGCAGCGCGGAUGACGUUAUGCUAUACAAGGCGAGAGAAGAUGUCCGCAAAGCUGUGGAAUCUCGCAAUCCCGCUGAGCGCCAGAACUGGCUCGGAGAAUCGCUGAGGUUGUUUGCCAAGGGUGCCCGGGUCUUAGAAUUCGACAAAAUCCGGGAGGUCUGUACCGAGUAUCAACAGUUGGGUUAUGCAAAAGGUGCCGUUGAAUUGCCGUUAUAUUGCGCAUUGGCCCUUGAUCCCGACGGUAUCGGGCUUGAAUACUGGUUAACGGGUUGUCCGCCAAAUGACGAUCGUUCGGAACUUGCAAAAAAACGGAGCAAUUGUUACCAACUCGUAUUGGAGUCCCUGAAUGGCUUUGAAGAGAAGGCUUUACAGCACUCCUCGUCAAACGUCGUUUCCGCCGAAAGUCCUGAAACCGUGAGGGAUCAUGCGUUUGAACUUGCAUUUGCUAGUGAAGACGAAAUGUUCCACUCGACGCUUUACGACUGGUUGAUUGAGAAGGGCCAUACCGACGAUUUGCUGGCGAUGAGGCCCAUGUUCCUUGAGGCCCAUCUUCGGCGAGAGCCUGCGACUGUUUCAAAAUACCAACUGCUAUGGCAAUUCUAUGUCAAAGAUGGACAGCCGCUGCGGGCAGCUGAAGUCCUCGCUGCCUUGGCGGAGUCUCAGAACUUUGACGUCACCCUGGAUACACGAUUGGAGUCCCUGAUCCUUGCUGUUGGCAAUGCAAAAUCGCACCCCGUGACUGCGAAUGGCAGACACGAGACGGCAAUCGCAUUCUUGACUGAUCUUGAAGAGAAACUCGAUGUAGCUCAAGUGCAACUAGAAAUCUACAAUUCCCUUCUUCCUCAUAUCAAUGACCCAGGGGAAGAUGGCGAGAAGAUACGCCACCUGGGUAAGCACUUAUUGACAAUGUCACAGCUUUACCAAUCAUAUGCGGAACCCUUCGACCUACCUGUUAUGAAACUUCUCAUACUCCACGUAUCAGAGCACCGGGAUGACCAUCUCGUCUGUUCGAUUUGGGACAGGAUAUUUGAAGAUGCUUUGGAAAAGGACACAGAUCCCGAAACGAAUGCGGAUCAUCUCGUAGCAAACGUUGUACCUCUUGGGAAACGGUUCUAUCCGUCGGAAUAUGCUUUCCCGUUACGACAUAUUGCGUCAUCGCUCAUGAGGUUCUCGUUGAAGUACUUGGCCCAGCUUCCUAAAGGUUGGACUCCCCGAGUUUUGGUACAAUGUGAUGUUCCAUACUCUGAGGUAUGGGAAGUACUGCAUGACAUGUAUGAAUCACAUAUUCCGCCAUUCAACCAGCAAAAGAGUGUCCAGGCUAUAUCUUCCGACAUCGCUGUUCUACUGAGAGACUGGGUAGAAGAAGCCAAACGACCCCAGUCAUCGGUUGUACGCCGAGAACUGCCCGUGGGGCGGAUAGACGCAGGGAUCGGGCAAUACCUUAGCGAGCUGGACUCUAGUAGUACAGAUACCAAGAUGGUCUACGAAGGUAUUAGACGAGAACUUCGGCGAAACUGGUGA
Molecule: messenger RNA, 4074 nt
Organism: Pisolithus orientalis
Lineage: Eukaryota; Fungi; Basidiomycota; Agaricomycetes; Boletales; Pisolithaceae
Product: nucleoporin
Exons: 20
Coding region: 1-4074 (1357 amino acids)
Biological process (GO): protein localization to nuclear inner membrane; transcription-dependent tethering of RNA polymerase II gene DNA at nuclear periphery; protein import into nucleus
Cellular component (GO): nuclear pore; nuclear pore inner ring
Molecular function (GO): structural constituent of nuclear pore; protein binding
Source: RefSeq, a predicted model, not a curated record